Messenger RNA from Larimichthys crocea (large yellow croaker), 2627 nucleotides. RefSeq names its product bmi1 polycomb ring finger oncogene 1a (gene bmi1a). The transcript has 10 exons. Gene Ontology annotation, biological process: negative regulation of transcription by RNA polymerase II. Lineage: Eukaryota; Metazoa; Chordata; Actinopteri; Sciaenidae. Gene Ontology annotation, cellular component: PRC1 complex. Bases 614 to 1633 code for a protein of 339 amino acids. Gene Ontology annotation, molecular function: promoter-specific chromatin binding. The record is from RefSeq and is a predicted model, not a curated record.
GCAGUUGCUUGGUGUCAUUUCAGCUCCAGAAACUGCGCAAACCGCUCGGUUCUUUCUGCGAUUCGGUGUUUUAAAAGGCUAAUCAAGUGUACAUGUGUGUGUUUCGUGUGUUAUUUCACAUCAUGCGUAGAUUAGUAGAAACAGCGUACACCGACAGUAAUUCCAAGGCACCCUUAAGCAACGAGACCACGUGACCAAAGCGGGGCGGUCGAACUACAAGCCAUUUUGGGGACGGUGUCAGUUUCCACGGAGCACACACACACUGCUGCAUUUUACUGGGGGUGAAGCGGAUCUUUUGGAGGCAAAGUUAUCGGUGCCGAAGUGGGAGCCUUACCGAGCCGAAGCCGGAGGACUGUGUUCUUUUGAAGCCGCGGAUCGGAUACGCACGGAGCGCGCAAGCGGCGAGGAAACGAGGAGUUUUUAUUCGCACAUCUGAAAUGCGCUCCGGUCCGCCGUGCGCUCUCCGCCACUGACAGCGUCUGCAGCCUGCUUCAAGAUGGCGGCUCGGCUCCUAUUCAUUUUCUGCUGAUCGCCUCCCAACUUUCAUUGUCUAUUCGCCUCAAGACCCACCGAUUCCCAGCCGAGCCACCAGGAUUGUUCUUCCUUUUUCAACAUGCAUCGGACGACCAGGAUAAAGAUCACCGAGCUCAACCCUCACCUCAUGUGCGUCCUGUGCGGAGGAUAUUUCAUCGACGCGACGACCAUCAUCGAAUGUCUCCACUCAUUUUGCAAGAUGUGCAUUGUGCGCUACCUGGAAACCAGCAAAUACUGUCCCAUCUGUGAUGUACAAGUGCAUAAAACCAAGCCUCUGCUCAACAUUAGAUCUGACAAAACUCUUCAGGACAUCGUGUACAAACUGGUCCCUGGCCUCUUCAAAAAUGAAAUGAAGAGGAGGAGAGACUUUUACGCAGAGCAUCCAGUAGAUGCUUCUAAUGGAUCCAAUGAGGAUCGCGGCGAAGUGGCCGACGAGGACAAGAGAAUAAUCACAGAUGACGAGAUCAUCAGCCUCUCUAUCGAGUUCUUUGAUCAGACCAGAUUGGGAGGUGGAGUGGAGGAUAAGCCGUCUAAAGAUCAGGUGGCCAACAAGAGGUACCUGCAGUGUCCAGCAGCCAUGACAGUCAUGCAUCUGAGGAAGUUUCUGCGCAGCAAAAUGGACAUCCCGAGCACCUACCAGGUUGAAGUCAUGUAUGAAGACGAACCCCUGAAAGAUUACUACACGUUAAUGGAUAUAGCAUAUAUCUACACAUGGAGAAGAAAUGGCCCUUUGCCGCUCAAGUACAGAGUCCGACCCAACUGUAAGAAGAUGAAGGUGAGCCACGCGCAGCAGGAGGGCCAGAACAGCGCGAGCAGAUCCGGUCCAGAGAGCGACUCUGCCAGCGACAAAGCCGGAAGUCCCGCCGGGGCUCCGUCCACGUCCUCGUCGCUGCCGAGCCCCGGCACGCCUGCGCAGUCCCCGCACCCGCAGCUCCCCCACGGCCCCAAUAACGUCAACGGGACCCCGGCAGCAGCAGCAGCAGCAGCAGCGGCCCCUCCGACCCCGAGUCGGCCCUUCACUCAGUUCGGCAGCGGCAGCAGCAGCGGCAACAAGCCCCGGAAGGUGUCCCUGAACGGCUCGUCGACCUCCUCCGGAUGACGCGGGGCUCCGGACCGAACCGGACCAGCCAACGCCAGACUCCCGCUCAGCUAAUACUGUUUUCAUGCCAACGUAGUUCCAUUGUGUAGACAAUGUUAUCUCUCUUUCUCUCUCUCUCUCUCUCUCUCUCCAUUUUGUUGUUCUAAAUAUUAUGGCAUCAUAUGUAAGUUUAAACGUAGUGGAAUCAGAGACAUUUCAAAAUAAAAGGAAUGAGGAGGUCGAGGUGGAGUUGGAAUUUUUUAAGCAGAUUUUGAUGUUGACAAAAAAAAAAAGGAAAGUUGGACAGAUGGACAAGCAUUUAUCCCCUUUUUAAAGCUGCAUCUUUAUUUUACGAAAGUGACUGAAGAUACUUUUAUAUUUCCUUUUUUUUUUCUCCCCAGAUGAAACGUGUUCAUCAUGAUUACUUCAUGUGUGUUGGGAUAUUUUUGAAACUGUCAGUUUAAACAUGCAUGCUCAUGAUAACACUUCUGUUUUUUUUUGUUUUUUUUAUGAAAGAGGGUUCUGCGUGUUUACCCCCACAUGUUUCAUAAUUGCGGGUUUUGAAACGUCGAUAUAUUUUUUUUAUUUUUUAUUUUUGUUCCGGCGAAAUGAAAAUAGGCUCUGCUGGCUUCACGGGAAAAAUAAAUGCCUCUGGAGGGAAAUAAAAAAUCGACUUUAAAAUUGCCUUUUACUGGAAAAAACAAAAACAGUUUCUUGUAGCUGCAGUGGAAUCGGAUUGCUUUGACACGUUAUAAGCAGUUUCAGAGAAUCCACGUGUAAAUAGAAACAAAAUGCAUAUUUAAUCAGCGAUGAUGUUAUUCUCUUAUUCCCCUUUGUUCUGAGGGAAUGACUUGGGCUCCUGUUCAGCUCCAUUUCAUGCUCAAUGACAUGAUGUUUUGAUGUCUCCCGUGUUUUCCGUAUUUGUAUCGCUCGAUUGUAUGGACAACUUAUCGUAUUGUUACUGUUGCACAGUAUAAAACAUCUAAAUAAAAAAAACAUUUUACACUUAUGGAAA